GAGCAUGCGCAAUGAUCGUAGCAACAACUAUCAACAACCAUGGCUUCAUCUGGCGAAAGAAUUGGAGAAGAAGGCGCAUAUUUCCUCGAACGUGCCACAAUUACUGAGGAUUCAGAUGAUGAGUUCCAAUAUGAAGAGAUCCCUAUUGAUGAUGAUCUAGUCUCUGAAAUUGAUGAGGAUCUAAAUAAUGCUGUGCGUACUAUCCAGGAAGCACAGGAAGACCAAGAAGCAGCUAAGAGAAAGGGAGGUCUCAUUCCCCCACCAGUCACCCAGAGGCCAGAGGUCAUUGAUGACUUUGUCCGAAAUUUCCUGGUCAAGAUGGGAAUGAGUCGUACCUUGGAUUGCUUUCAGACGGAAUGGUAUGAGCUCCAGCAGCGUGGCUUGAUGAAUGAAGAGGAUGUUGGAACUGUACCAGAUAUCUACUGCCGCAAUCAACAACUAGAUAAUCAGGUCAAGAUACUACGUACUGAUGUGGACAAAUUUAGGGAUGCUGCCAUGAAAGCCAAGGAGACCUAUGUGAAGUUACGGAAGGAGAGGGACUUUCAUCGCAUGCAUCACAAAAGGGUUGUCCAAGAAAAGAACAAGUUGAUUGAUGACAUCAAGAGGCUGAAGCGUCAUUAUAGUUCAUAUGAACCAACCUUGCAGCAGCUAAAGCAGAAGUAUGAGACAGUGAUGAAGGAACGUAUGUUGGCCAAGCUUGAGAGAGACAGAUCUGUCAAUCAGGUGUCAGCACUGCAAGCAACCCUGCGUAGCCUUGAGAGUGGUUUGAGAGAGGGCGCUACAAAGGAGAUGACGAAGGAAGAGAGACGUCUUAUGUUUGCAUCAGGUGUGGGUCCGACCCAACAGGCCGUUCAGAGGGCACGUGAGAUGACAGAGGAACCCUUCAGACCCGACCCUAGUAGUAUGGAUGUGACUCAACAGACCCUACCAAGACAUCCUAAGGAUUCCGAGUUUCCAGUAGAUAAUGGUGUAAACCCACAGCUUGCUAAUGUGAAGGGUCCAUCUGCCCAUCUGACACGUACUGGUGGGUUUAGACUUACCCAUACCUUCCAAGCUCACAGUCUGGCUGUCAGUGGGAUAGCCCUGCAUCCCCGUAAGCAGAUCUUAGCGACAGUGAGUGAUGAUCAGACUUGGAAGAUGUGGUCUAUACCUAGCGGUGACAUCAUCAUGACCGGUGAGGGUCAUACAGACUGGAUUGCAGAUUGUGAUUUCCAUCCAAGUGGUUCUCAGCUUGUGACGGCUAGCGGUGAUGGAACGGUGAAGAUCUGGGACUUCUCUAAAGCCGAGUGUGUGCAUACGUUCUCAGAACACCAGCAUGCAGUAUGGGGUUGUUCAUGGCAUACAUGUGGUAAUUUUGUAGCAAGUGCAUCCAUGGAUAAUACCUCCAAGAUAUGGGAUCUCAACAGUCUUCGUUGUAGAUAUACACUGAGGGGUCAUGCUGAUUCUGUCAACUCUGUCAUGUUCCUGCCUUACUCUAAUAACAUCCUGACAGCAUCAGCCGAUAAGACUGUAUCUCUAUGGGAUGCACGAACGGGUCUUUGUGGUCAGACUUUCUAUGGCCAUGUUCACUCUAUCAACCACGCCACGUUCAGUCUGCGAGGUGACAGCAUUGCUUCCUGUGAUUCCUACGGUGUGGUCAGGGUGUGGGACACACGAACCUGUGCAUCCAUGGUGACCUUUGAUGUAGGACCACACCCGAACAACAGAGCCGCCUUUGACUCCUCCGGAACCGUCCUGGCUGUGGGUAGCAACGACGGAACCGUCAAGAUGAUGGAUCUGACAUCUGGCCAGGUGUCUAGUCUAGCUGGUCAUGAGGAUGCUGUCCAUGCGGUUAUGUUUGACAGGGCUGGGGACUUCUUGGUCUCUGGAGGUGCAGAUAACACCGUUAGGAUCUGGUCCUGAAUCAUUCAGUCCCUCCGACACUUAGCCCACCCCCUAAUCUCUUGCUCCGUCCAGGCCUACAAAUUCAUCUGUUAUAGUGAAAUAUAUUCAUUGUAUAGUGCAUCCAUGUUUGAUGAUAUAUUUUCACUAUGUUUACUAUCCUUUUAUUAGGGUCUAUAUCCAUGUUGUCAAGGUUCUGUCUGGUGUCACCUCACACUGUCUAAUCCUAGUUCAUCUAUAAUUGGCUCAUCUCCUAACUAUUUGGUCUAAAUAGCAUUCAGCAUAUUUACUACUUUGUCUAAAUUCCAAUUAGGCUAAACCAACUUUGUCUGAUUUCCACUUGUUUGUGUGUAUAUAUAUAUAUGAUACUUAUAAACCAAAUUUUCAUUUGACAGAGUGCUAAAUGAUUAAGAAGGUGAAGUGAAAAUUAGACCAUCUGGGCAUGAAAUUGAAUUAUAGUUAGACCAAGUGACAGUUGGACCAAAUGGUGAUUAGACCAAACUGACAGACCAAUUGGAUACAAACCCUUAAUGUUCUGUACACCUCACAAACUCUCAUUUGGUAUUUUCAGGGUUUUGUUCAAUAAAAUCUGUCGACUAUUAAAUUCAAUAAUUUCAUAUUGCUUGAAUAGGGACUGUUGGGUUGGGUUGGUAGUGGGUUAAGUUUGGCUCAUAUUAGUCCACAGAUUUUAUUUAGUAUCUGUUGCUGUCUUAUUAACUUAUACAGAUUAUUUUUACUUCUUUGACAAAAAAUGUCAAAAAUUAAUAAUAUUGCAUUGAAAUGAUAAGGAAAGACAAUAUGAGAGUGAACUAAAUUUCACAAAGUUUUUGUUUAAUCUAUAUUCCAGUAAUUGAUGACUGAAAUUAUUGUUCAUUCAGGACUUGGUCCUUGUUUAUCCUUUGAAAAUACCAACCCAUGUAUAUUCUGAUAGUGGAAAUUGAUGUUAAAUGAAGUUAUUCAGAGUUACUUUGUCUAGGAACAUGUGAGCAUUAUUUCAUUGGGAUGUGGUGAAUUAUAUUUUGCAUUAAUUCCAAAAACUUUCUGCAAAAUCCUAGUUUAUGUUUCAAAAUAGCUCGUUUUUUUUUAAAUGAAUUAAUUAAAGUUAAUCAAUUGGUAAAAUCCCAGUAGAUUAAAAUAAUAAAGAUACCAGAGAAACAAAUCUAUUCAUUAAUGAUUCAAAUGUUCAUCCUCAUUCCAAGAAGCUAUAAAGGCUUGAGUACCAACUGGCAA
This is a messenger RNA of Lytechinus variegatus (green sea urchin), 3111 nucleotides long. Its product is annotated as sperm-associated antigen 16 protein-like. Gene Ontology annotation, biological process: axoneme assembly. The transcript is spliced from 15 exons. Bases 40 to 1902 code for a protein of 620 amino acids. The record is from RefSeq and is a predicted model, not a curated record. Gene Ontology annotation, cellular component: axonemal central apparatus. Gene Ontology annotation, molecular function: protein binding. NCBI's taxonomy places the organism in Eukaryota, Metazoa, Echinodermata, Echinoidea, Temnopleuroida, Toxopneustidae.